AUGUGUUAUGUGGGUAAAGCUACAAAGAUCUUCAUCUUCAUUGUCACAGUGUUGGUGGUUCUAGGUCUUGUCUUGGGAUUUGGACUUCUCCGCCACGCCCUCCAGAAGACCCAUAAAUGCUCCGGCGACUCCUGCCAUUCUUAUUCAUCUUCUCCGGUAGCGGUGCCCCUCCCCAACCCUCUUACUGUCCCACCUACCCCACCUAAUCCGAAUCCAAGCCCCGAUCCCGGCACCUCCAACCAGCCCAGGCCACCUAAUCCUAACCCAAGCCCGAGCCCACCUCCACCGUACUCAAACCUAAGCCCACCCCCACCAUACUCUGACCCACCUCCUCCUCCGCCGUCACCGCAGCCUCCUACAAUAGCGUCGCCGCCAUCAAAUCUCCCGAGUCCUGCGCUGGUGACACCCGGCCCUGUGCAUGGUUAG
Messenger RNA from Juglans regia (Persian walnut), 426 nucleotides. RefSeq names its product sulfated surface glycoprotein 185-like. The transcript has a single exon. Lineage: Eukaryota; Viridiplantae; Streptophyta; Magnoliopsida; Fagales; Juglandaceae. The record is from RefSeq and is a predicted model, not a curated record. Bases 1 to 426 code for a protein of 141 amino acids.